AUGGUGUUAUUAACAAUGAUUGCAAGGAUAGCAGAUGGUUUACCACUAGCAGCUACUAUGCAAGAAGAUGAACAGGUUAGAUCUGUUAUGAUGAAACGUCAAUAUAUGGUUGAGUUUGAAGAUUUUUUAAAAUAAUUUUUGUCUUUUUAUAUAAGUUUUGUUGUAUAAUUAAGUAGUUUUUAAUUAAUUUGUAUAUAAUUAUUUUCAAUAAUAUGUUGAAAUGUAUUAAUAUUACUUAUCGAAGUAUAAGAUUUUUGUUCAUUGAUUGAUUACAAUGUUUCACUAAUUAUUUAUAGAGUGGAAGAAGUAUUUUAGAAUAUCAGAAUCAAGCAAAAAUGUUAUUUAGAAGAUUGGGGCCUCAAUCUCCAGCUAGAUGUACUAUAGAAACAGGUCCAUAUUUAUUCCAUUAUUUAAUUGAAAAUGAAGUAUGUUAUUUGGUACUAUGUGAAAGGAACUAUAGUAAACGGGCUGCAUAUAGUUAUCUUGAAGAUAUAGCACAAGAAUUUCAUUCUUUAUAUGGUAAACGUGUCAAUACAGUUACUAGGCCCUAUAGUUUUAUCGAAUUCAAUACAUACAUUCAAAAAGCAAAAAAGGUUUUUUUGGAUGGUAGAUCAAGAAGAAAUAUGAAUGCACUUAACAGUCAACUGCAAGAUGUGCAAAGAAUCAUGGUUCAAAAUAUAGACGAUGUUCUACAAAGGGGUACAGUUCUUUCAGGUAAUAAUAUAUAUUUUAAAAAAAUAAAAUUUUUUAUUUAAUUAUUAUUUAUUUUACAGAGCUUGAUACUAAGACACAAAAUUUGACUAUGUUGUCACAAAAAUAUAAAAAAGAUGCAACUCAUUUAAAUAGCAAGUCCAUGUAUGUAAAGGCUGUGGCUGGACUUGUUGCAUUUUUAGUCUUCCUAUUAUAUUUUUUUAUUCUUUAGUUUUUUGAUAUAAUUGAUUAAAUAAUUAUGAUUAUGUAAAGACUAUUAAUGUUUUUCAUUACAUUAUUUUUCUAAAAUUGGCAAGUAUCUUUUUUAUGAAUUUAGUUUUUCACGUAUUUAAAUUUCAAGUUUAUUUGAAAUUGGAAACAAUGUAUAUAUAUUGCACUCAGAGAAAAAAUUAGUCGCAAGGAAUAUAAUAUUGAUAUUGUUUCACAUAUUGCAAUAAAUAAAUAUAAUAAUUCUUUACAUAAUUAAAACAAUGUAUGACCAUCUUUGCUUUAGCUUAGUAAAGCAGUUCUCUAAAAAGACAAUAUGUACAGCUAUGAUUAUUGUUAUAUUAAAAAUUAUGCGAAUCUUAUUAUUUUUAUUUAUAAUCUGAAAAUUUAAAAUUAUUAAAAUAAAAUUAAAAUUAUAUUCAUAUUUAAAAUAUUUAUAUUUUAUCACAUAUGUAUUAUUUUACAUAAUUUACAGUUAAAGCAAACAUGUAUUUAUUCUUGUGAUUGUAUUAUUCUCUGAAGCAUAAAUGUUUAUGUAUUUACUUUUUCGGGUGGGGAAUCAAUGAAGGUAUAGUUGUAAUUUCAUUACUGUUCUAUUUAUACGCGAUUCAAUUGUAUUAUUCUAUUGAAAUAUUGUAUUUAAAUUAAAUAAAAAAGAUUGAAUUUGUAUAUUCAUUUAAAUUGACGAAUUACCUUGAUUUGUUAACAUGUAUAUGUAUAUAUAUAAAAUAUUUUGUAUUAUAUUAUUGUUCCAUUUUAAUUAGUUCAUUAUUGGGUGUAUUACAAUUUGAUAACCAUUCACUUUUUGACUUAUUACUUGAUUUUUCUUCAUCAGAGUCUGAGAAUUCAGAAUUAAAAAAAUAAUUCACAGUUGAAUUUGUUUCUUUCUUCGUCUGUUUGUAUUUUUUUUUCUUCUUUGAUGUAUUGUUAUAUUUUGAAUUAUUUACAUCUUCAUCAUCUAAAGUAUUAUAUUAUGUAAUAUAUUAUGACACUGAUUAAUUGUGUGAUCUUAAAAAUAAAAAUUAUACAUAAAAAAAACAUACCAGUAUCUAUAAUUUCAUACAUGCAUGUGUGAUCAUUUAAUAUUACAUAUAUUGUUGGAAAUUCAAUUAUAGUUUUAUUUUCUAAAUUCUCCUUUAAUGAAAGCGUAAUAUCCAAUUCAUAAAACCUAUAUAUUUUAUAACAUACAAUUUAAUUAGUUAUAUUUAACAUGUUGGAAAUCGAUGAAUUUUAUAAAGAUCCCAAUAGUUGAAUGGUAACAUUAGUGCCAAUUAAACUCAUAUUUAAAUAAACUAUAUUUUAUAAUGUAUCUGUGUGUCAUUGGCUCGAAAUCAUUUUUUCAAUUGACACACUAUAUGCUUCGUUAUUUUUAUAUCUUAACACACGCAGUAUAGUAAUUUUUAAUAUUUUUAUGUGACAUUAAAAGCAAAUAUAAUACAUGUUUAAAGGAUCUUAUUCUACUGCUGAGUAGCUCAUUAGCUUCACUAACAAUGAUUUUUUUCAAAAAAUUUAGUAAAUGUCAAUAAUAGAGGCAUUACAUUUUUAGCUGUUAAGUAGAGAUAUUAAAUGACACAAUGGUUGUGUAAUCAGUCUUAAAUGUAUUAAGUUUCAAAACAAAGGAUUAAAUGUACUUACUUUAAAUCUGACUUUAUAACUUUCUCUGCUUUUAAAAGAACUUUUAUUCUAGAUAAACCUGCUGCCUGAUAAAAUUGUAGUUUUUCAUUUAGACACAUUUUUAGAUUUAAUUCCUCCAUAUCAUUUUUCUUUUUUAUAGAUUUAGUAGGAUAUAAAAUUUCUUCUAUAAGCAAUGAUAAUCUUGUACAUUCUAGAACUCUAUAGUUAACAUAAUUUUUAAUAAAAUUAAUAAUAUAUUAAAAAAUUACAAAAUACAUUACAAUAACAAAUUAAUAUAUAUAUAUUGCAAUGUACAUAUAUGUCAACAUAAAAAAGAAUUCUACCUUUUUGUGACCCAUUUUGUGUAGUUUGCUUGAGGAAAAAUCCAUUCUAUUCUCCAAUAUAAUUCAUUAGUUUUCCAAUUUAAAUAUGUUGUAUUAUUUUUAUGUCUACUAAAAUGUUGUGGCAUAAAUUGUAAAGUAAUGUUCCUCUUAAAUGCAGCUAUUUUAAGUUUAUGCAGAUGCUGUAAAAACAAUACUUAUAGUAUUUAGUAAUAUAAGCACAUAAGUAUAUGUCAUGUUUUGGAAGAUAUAAAUUAAAUAAUUUCACAAACCAUUGGUAAACUGACUUGACAUGUAUAUUUCUUCAAUGGAUCUCUUUUUAAUUGAUCAACUGUUUUAGAAAUUUCUUCAAGAAGCCUAUAAUCUGUCAUAUAUUUUUUUUAAAUAAUAAAAAUGUAAUGAUUAAAAAUAAUGAAAUAAAAAAAUUCUUUUUAAAUUUUAGCACAAGUUUAUAUAAUGAACAUAACUUACCACUUAAAAUAUCCAAAUCUGUAAACGAUUUUAAUGGUAUAAAUUUUGUUUUAUCUCGAAUACCGUCACAUUCCAAUUCUUUUUUGUGAAUAUUUACACAUUCAAGACAACAAGUUUUAACCUCACAUUUUGGACACGUGUAUUUUGAUUCGUUUUUACCACAUACCUCACAAUCUUCGAUCCUGCGAAUAAUAUCAGUUUUAAUACAUAUGUACAAAAGUUAAAAAAUUUUAAUUAAAACAUCAUUCAAAUGCGAUAAUUGUCUUAAUUAUUUAAAAAUAUUAUACUUGUCACUGGACGUAGCCAUGUUCGUUUGUGUACAUCAAGAUAAAGUAUAACUAUAAAUUAUACAAGUAUAACAUAUUUAAAAAAAAAGAUAUAUAAUGUGCAAGGAUUAUUAAUGCAACAAUUACGAUUAUUAUAAGAUUUAUUUAUUUAUAUUUUUUUACACAUAUUAAUAGAUACAAUACAUAAGCUAAUUUCUUGUAGAAAGUUAAAAUUGUAAAUAUAUGUACAUCAAAAUAUAGAUAAUUUAGCUCUACUUUUUCGUUGAUCUUGUUCAGCAGCAAUACUUUUUUCAGAUGCUUUUAAACUAAUUAGUUCUUUCUGUUUCUCAUUACAUUUCAUUAUGAUGUUAUUAUAAUGAACACUUCCUUUUGCAUGUCUUGACAAUGAUUCUUUUAACUUCGCCGAUUCUCGUUCUAGUCUUAAAAUAUUUUCUCCAAUUUGAAAACUUGCUACGUUUAAUUGUCGAUUUGAUUCUGCUUUAAGAUUAUUUUUACCUUUUGAAAUAUUUCGUGUUUCUAUUUUAGCUACAAAGAAUUAUUUAGAAGUAUUGUGAAAUACAGAAUGUACUGAAACAAUAUAUACGAAUUAUAAGAAAAUUUCCUUAGACAUACAUUUAUCACCUAAAGUUGCAUUUAUAAAAUUAAACACGUUAUUUUCUUCUCGUUCUUUUUCUCUUUGAUACUGUUUUUCUCUUUGCUGUUCCAAUUUUUGUUGUUGCUUCCGCAUUCUACGUUCCACAGAAAAUAAAUUUUCAUCUCCUCCAGCAUUUUCUCGUAAUUCCAUACAAUGAUCUAGAAAUCAAAUAUUUUUAAUAGUAAGUGUUUAUACAAUAGUAAGUGUUUAUACAAAACAAUAGUAUAAAAAAAAAAUAUAUAUAUAUAUAUACCUAAAGAUUUACCAGCUGGCAACACUGUUGCUUCAACUGGUUCUAUUCUGCCAUCUGAAUGUUUUCCAAGACCAGUGCCUACUACAUAUCCCAUUUGA
This is a messenger RNA of Heterotrigona itama, 4616 nucleotides long. The record is from the annotation of a GenBank genome assembly. NCBI's taxonomy places the organism in Eukaryota, Metazoa, Arthropoda, Insecta, Hymenoptera, Apidae.